GUAAAAGGAUGCAGCAGACAUCGUUCUAAACGCGUGCAAUAGAAGAAGGCCAUGGCAGAGACAGAGGUGACUGUGUCCAUGGGAGACGUGGUGGUGAUGAAGUCGAAUGAAGAUGAGGCGGUGGUAGAUGAUUCGGGCAAGGCACAAGUCAUUCUACAGCUGCAAGCAGUUACACCUUUGGCUGAGGAUGAAUCUGGAGUCACAAGUGCAACAGAAGAAGCUUUGGCUGAAGGAGAGGACGUUGAGCUGGGAUUCCCCAUCACUUGUGGCGAGAGCAAGGCCAUUCUGCUGUACAAGAAAUUUGUUUGCCCAGGAAUCAAUGUCAAGUGUGUCAGGUAUGGGGACCAGUUAAUCAGUCCUAAGCAGUUUGUCCUUAUGUCUGGCAAAGCCACACUCAAAGACUGGAAACGAGCCAUCAGAAUGGGAGGUGUCAUGCUCAGGAAAAUGAUGGACUCAGGUCAGUUAGAUUUCUAUCAGCACAGUACGCUGUGCACCAACACCUGCCGCAGUACUAAAUUUGACCUCCUUAUCAACAACACACGUUUCCCUCCUGACAGCAGCGUACUCAGUACUCCUUCAGCCCAGGGGCAGGCCUCUGUAGUUAAUGGAGAAGAGAUCAUCUUGGUAGAAGAAAAGCCAGUGGCGAGUGGCUCUGCAGACUGGAUUUUGGCUAGUGGGGAGACUACAAAGAAGCAAGAAGUACAGGAGAUAUCUGAGGAGACUUUUAACUUCUGGAAGGGCAUAGUUGAAGUCGGCCUGAUGGGAGAGGUGGUGACGAAUAUCCGUACUGAACUGCUGGAGAUGUUAAGAGGGGUGCAGCUUCAUUCUGAUCAGUCCACUAUACUGGAUGCUGAAGUGGCAGUUCUGAGUAACCUGACGCAGGUAUUCGGGCUGCUGGACUCGAUCAAACGCAUCCUGUGUGUUCGCCGACAAAUGACUGACCCGGGACAGAAACAGGCCCUUAAAACCCUGAGCAGUUUGGAACAGCAGUUGGAGAUGCAAAAGAAGCAGCAGACACAAAGCUUGCUGGCCUCCAUGCCCUCCUCCCCUCUUCCACCCAAACGCCCACCUAAACGGCCCCGUCUCCAACGGCCAGCCUCCGCCACAGUGCUCCAGCCUCUGACCCUCCAACCACCCCAGUUCACCGUCCUCUCGCCCAUCACCCUCUCCUCCAUGUGCCAACCGUUUGCCGUGCCUGGCCUGGCACAGCCAUCCGGCGCGGUCACCUUGUUCGCCCACGUGGCGCCGCACGACGCAAAAGCCGAGUUGCUCACGUUGGUGGGCACGAUGCCAGUCCAGGAGCAGGCUCGGCUGGGAACGGUGGAACUGGGAGCGGCCGGCACAGUCGACAUGACGAACGCGGUGCUGGUGCAGGAGCACGAGAGCCAGGCGAUCGAGAUCAACCUGCAGAUGGAAGCCGAGGAGGAGCUGGAGGAGAAGAGGAGGAGGAUUGAAGGGGGUGAAAUCGUGGAGGAUGAAACGGUGAGGGAGGUGCAAGUCGAGACGGAGGAGCUGCACUUGGAAGCAAACGGGCAAAUUCACAACCUGCAGAUUUUAGUGGUGGAAGAUGACGAGGAGACGCAGGGCGGAGUCAAAUGUGAAUGAGAACCUUGUCUGAACCCUGAGAUGAAGAUAUUUGCACUCGCUUUUUGUACUACUUUCCUAAAGAGGUCUGCAUGGCCAAGUUGUGUACCUGCUUUUUUAAGGAGCUACUUCAGUAUUUCUUUUUGAACUUGACUGGAUGCAACUGCAUUUUGCUUUUGUAGAAAUGUCUUCAGUAUUUCUUAUUUAAUUUAUUGUAAUUCUUUGAUCACAGAUGACUAGAUUGGGCACUUUUUUAGGUGUUGAGCCAAAAUGUUAGAAACUCCUAUUAUUCGUUCACACACCAACCUUAAAUUGAGUAUAGAUACACUUGUAAGGUACGUGUAUGCCAUGGCAGUAUUUGAUUUUUCUAUUUUCUUCAACUGGAUAAUUAAUUUUUUAGCAACCUACUUCUUU
Trichomycterus rosablanca is the source of this 1998-nucleotide messenger RNA. It is a transcript of the gene gmeb1, whose product is annotated as glucocorticoid modulatory element binding protein 1. Lineage: Eukaryota; Metazoa; Chordata; Actinopteri; Siluriformes; Trichomycteridae. Bases 52 to 1605 code for a protein of 517 amino acids. Gene Ontology annotation, biological process: regulation of transcription by RNA polymerase II. The transcript is spliced from 10 exons. Gene Ontology annotation, cellular component: nucleus. The record is from RefSeq and is a predicted model, not a curated record. Gene Ontology annotation, molecular function: RNA polymerase II cis-regulatory region sequence-specific DNA binding.